UUGUUCAAAUGAAAUUCAGGUGAACAUGAAAAAUUCUUUCGAUAAAGAAUUUAACAAGAUAGUAAAUAUCAAUUUUUUGUGUUAAUGAUUGGAAGCACAGGCAUUUUGAGAAUCCUUAACGAAGAAGUGAAAAGGAGACCGAAAAUUGUUCAGUGCAUUAAAUUUCCUAAACUCAUUAGAAAAGUAAAGCUAACAGUUCAAAUUACAUCAACGAAAAGCAUAGCAGAGAGUAAAAGCAAGCCUCACGUAAAGAAGACUUUUACGAUAAGAAGUAUGAGUACACAACAGAAGGCAAGCGGCGUAGGCCGUAAAAACAAAUCGUCCAGCACUGGACAGCAGAAAGACGGUGUUGCUGUGUCAGAACAGAACAACAAUCAGCCAAUUCAUACGAACAGCAAAAAACACAACAAUGCCAAUGCAAAAGAUGCUGUCAACAAUAACAACAACACUGUGAAUGAUCAACAGUCGAAGACAGAGAAAGAAAAACCACAUGCUAAGCCAACGGCCGAACAGAUUCGCAUUGCUCAGAUUACAGAAAUCAAAAGUGGAACUCAAGACCCAACACGUGAAAAGGUGUCACAAUUGAUGGAACUGACAGAGCGUUCUGAAGAAGACGCCUGUUUGGCCCUUUACGAAUGUGAUAAUGAUGUUGAGCGUGCCGUUAUCUAUUUGUUCGAUAAUCUCGAAGUUGGUGCUUUGAUUACCACUACGAAAAAGAAGAAAAGUAAAGCAGCAUCGGGUGAUGGAGCAAACGAAGGUGAUGAGUUCGAGUCGAAUAAUCAUCGUGAAGGUGGACGUGAUGGGAACAAUGAUCGUUCUCGUAAUUCACGUGGAUCCAAUCGAGGACGGUCAGAAGGUGGAUUUAAUCGAGGACGUUCACGUCCUUCAGGAGAUUCACGUGAUGAUCGUACAAUGGAUCGUCCACCUCGCGGGGGUGGUACAAGACGUGGUGGUUUUGCCGGAUCUCGAGGAGGACGUGGUGGUCGAAUGGGCCCACGAGUUGGUCAGACAUCUUAUCGUGAUCAAAAUCAUCGAAAUAAUUAUCGUAAUAACAAUCAAGAUCAGCAAGAGAUUGAUAAUUGGGAUCCAGCCUCAACACAAGUGACGAAUGACAACAAGAAUGAUGAGACUUGGGGUGAUUUAGGUGAUUGGGAUAAUGAAGAGUACACGGGUUCAUUAUCGGACACAAAAGUAUUCACACCAUCAGGUGCUACACCAUCGACCGGUGGUGGACAAGAUCUCGCAGCACCGCCUGGUCUCGAAUCAGCGAUUCUCAAUCCUCCUUCACAAAACGAUGUACCGCAAUACAGUGCAACAGUUGUAUCGAGUACAUCAACAGUUGGUGCACUUAAUAAUGGUGGACAGUAUGGUGAAAUGCAAACAGCAGCUGCACAACUACGUCAAGCGCUCGAAAUGCCUUUGGGACAGUCGGCAUCACUCUCAGCCGAGCAAUCUCAGUAUUUCAAUACGUUAGGUUCGCAAAACAGCACGGCGUACUCAUCAACGGUGCAAUAUCCUUACAAUGAUCAAGUUGGCGGUGGACAGCAAGCUCCACGUCAACAACAGCAGCAACAGCAACGUGCUAGAGCUCGUGUGCCGCCUCCUUCGAAAAUACCAUCGACAGCAGUUGAAAUGCCUGGCGAUGGACUCAACGCGUAUUUGGGUGGCGUACAAUUUGGUGAGUUGGACUUUGGAACUGGCACGGAUGAGUCGUAUGAGGCUGAGAAAUAUGUGCAAGGAGAUGGCAGUGAAGACUAUGCAGGAAAAGGCAGUGGAGUGCCGAAAGGGUCGCAAUCAACUGGGUUAAGUGGUUUGCAACAAUCGCACGGUGAUUCCAUUUCGUCAUCAACACAAGGUGAUCUCUCUUCGAGUUAUUCUCAACGGACUGCUGGCACAGCUGGCGCACAAUCAACGCUUGAUCAAUUGACAAAGCCUGCUGAUAUUUACAAUCAUGCAACAGGCACAACCGCUGGUGGUAAUGCUUAUCAGAAUCUUUCGUAUUCAGCUGCACAGAAGGGCAGCGGAUAUCAGAAUGCAUAUGGAACAAACGCUUACAACAACACACCGUCGAACAAUUAUCCGCAAGGAAACAACUCUUACGGGUACAAUCAAAACUCUUAUCAGCAAGGUCAAGGUACGCAAAGUACUGGACAACAAACGCAAACGACUGGCUCGAAUGUGUCGACUGCAAAUCAACCAGUUAAUAAUAGUUCGUCUGGUUACAUUUCAAAUCAAUAUCCAGUUAAUCAAUCAGGUUUCCCAUCGCAACAGAAUGCUUACCAGAAUCAAGGUGUUUAUGGCAACACUGCCGGUCUUAACAACACAGAUUCCAAUAAUGCUGCAAGCAGCACUUCAUCUGUAAGUUCGAAUGCCACCGCCACUACGAGUAGUAUUAACACGCCAUCAUUAGGCCUCAAUAGCACGAAGUCUACGGCACCGACAACAAUUAAAACUGGAUCAAGUCAGACAACAAGUGGUGGCGUAGCAACAACAAAUCCAACGGGUUCAACCAGCGGUAAUGGUGCAAGCAAUGUCGUCCAAAAUAUUCCACUCGUCAGCUCGUUCAUUCAGCCAGCUUAUUACCAACAACAGCCGUAUCUUCAUUUCGAAGAUAUGCAACUUGUUCAGCCACGAAUGACACCAAUGACGGGAUAUUAUGAAUAUCAAACGCCGACAAGUCUUGGUGCUGGUGUUCGGAGUGAUGGAACUGCUGCUUCAAAUUUGGCUUCAGUUGCUUAUCCAACGAUGGCUGCUGAUGGUCGCUUUGCACGAACUGACAACAAUUCAAGUCCCGUGCAAUCGCAACAGACUGGCUCGAGUCAACAGUUGAUGAAUCUUCCUCCUUAUGCGUACUUUUAUGGAACAAAUGUAAUGCCAAGUGGAUUUCAACAAUUCCCUCAAAUCUAUUCUCAAAUGCCCGCAACAAAUCCAAAUGCUGGACAAUUCGCCAAACAAUCGGCUUAUAGUAGUGGUUAUGGUUCAACGGGUUACGAUACUUUGAAUCAAACAGCACCAGAUUAUAAUAAGACUGCUUAUCAAAGUGCUGGUCAACAAGCGAAAGGCCAUUCAGCAUCGAAUCAAACGGGCACGAAUUCCGAUAUUGCAUCGUCGAUGUAUAACAAGAGUCAUGUUACAUUGAAUAAAGUUAAUUCAUAUGACAAACAAUCGUUCCAUUCUGGCACACCACCACCAUUUAACUUGGCUGGAUCACAAGCUGGUUCGCAGACGCAAGCUUAUCAACAGCAUUUGUACCUUCAGCCAAUGGCACCACAACAUAACAUGAACAUCCAUCAUCAAAUUCAUCAGAUGGAUGGAACUCGACUGGCAGGCUCUCGACGGGAUACGAAUAGCUCUGGACAGCGUCAACAGUCGAGUAAUCAAUCGAAAGGCUCCAAGUCAACAUACCAGUCGCCAUCGUAUUGGAACACUCAAAACUAAGCGACUUGCAGUUCCAAAUCUUUCCAUCUUUUAAGGAAGAAAAAAAAUGGAAAAAUCUUCUUCUAAAAUCAUUUUUCAAUCUUUUUAUUGUCAUGUCGCGAAAGAAAUCAAAAAAACACAACUUUUCUUUACUAAAACAUAUUUUUUAAUUUGCGCUGAAAAUACACAAGCGCGAUUUAACAAUCUUUAAGAUUUCUUUCUUUUGGGGGGUAAAUAAAUAUUUAAGAACUUAACACACGGCACCAACAAGGAAGGGAAAAUACAUAAAUACAUAAAUAAUUACAAGAGACGUGAGAAGAACUUUUUCAUUAAAAUUAAAUAGUAAUUCUUUGUCGUUUUUAAGGCUAAACACAAAAAAAUACACAUACACGUAUAAAAUAUAAAUUUAAUUACACAACAAUUUCUAAAAGAAUUGAAAAAGAAAAAAAUGUUUGAGGAAAAUGAUCUUUUAUAAGAAGAAAAACAAAGAAAAAUCUUUAAAUAUCGCGAUAAGAAGCGUCGAGCCAGAAAAGAAAAGAGAAGAAAAACUUUUUCUACAUUUUUUUGUGUCUGUAAUUUUAAAAGAAAAAGAAAAUGAAGAAGAAUAAGAAAAGGAAAACUGUAAACAAGUUAAAAGAAAAUGAAGAAAAAAAAAACAUUAAUACUGAUAACAAUUUUUUUUUCAAUUAAUUAAUUAAUUACACAUUAUUACAAGUUUAAGAUGAAUGAAAAUGGAUUAACUAAGCGAUGUAGCAAAUGAAAAUAAAAUUUUUUGAAGAUGACAAGAGGAAAAAAGAAGAAAUGAAUCGAUGAACUAAGGAAAAAAAGAAAUAAAAGAUUAAAGAAAAAUAAUUUUGUUUGU
Molecule: messenger RNA, 4279 nt
Organism: Clunio marinus
Lineage: Eukaryota; Metazoa; Arthropoda; Insecta; Diptera; Chironomidae
Source: the annotation of a GenBank genome assembly